Gossypium raimondii (Peruvian cotton) is the source of this 1316-nucleotide messenger RNA. RefSeq names its product protein ABIL2. The record is from RefSeq and is a predicted model, not a curated record. NCBI's taxonomy places the organism in Eukaryota, Viridiplantae, Streptophyta, Magnoliopsida, Malvales, Malvaceae. The transcript is spliced from 8 exons. The coding region runs from base 294 to 1217 and encodes 307 amino acids.
UUUAUAAUGGGAAAAAGGACGAUAUUAUUCGGGAUGGAAAUCAAAUUCUCGUGCCUAUAAUACAAUACUCUUCUUAGGUGAAGAGGUUAUUGGCUCGCAUGUCAUGUAAUAUUUGACAACUGCUGAAAAAGUUUUGCUGAUUGUUGGUGUGUUGCUUUCAAAACAGUAGACUAUCCUUACAGCUUAUAUAAUACUUUACAAAGUGCAAACCUUAAAGUUUGAGGUUUCCCUGCCUUGUUAGCAUUCCCAUAUUGGGAACAAGAAAAACCAGGUUUCAAAAUCAAAGGAAAAGUAUGAGUUCAGUUUCUGUUCCUCAAGAAUCUUCCCACAGUGAUGAACUGUUAAUGCAGCAGGGUUUGCUUUUUUCAGAUACUCUUAAGGAUUUGAAAAGUUUAAGAAAACAGUUGUAUUCUGCAGCAGAUUAUUUUGAAAGAACAUAUAACGAGGAAGAACAGAAAGAAUUAGUGGAGGAUACUUUGAAAGAUUAUGCCAUUAAAGCUUUGAUCAAUACUGUGGACCACUUAGGUUCCGUAGCAUACAAGGUUAACAAUUUUCUGGAUGAUAAGAUGGUUGAAAUUUCUGGGAUGGACCUUCGUUUAUCUUGCUUGGAACAGCGGUUGCGAACAUGCCGAGAGUUUGUCAGCUUAGGGGGUCUCUCUCAGCAGUCAUUAGUGUUUGAGGCACACAACAAGCACCACAAGCGGUACAUCUUUCCAGUUGAGCAGACACUGAAUGAUGUUGCCGAAACGAUAUUCGAGUUCCACCCCAAUAGAAUGCCUGCUAGAUUAGACUUGCACCAGUUUAAUAAUAUUGAUAUUCAAGCAGUAGCAGCAGAAACCCCUUCCGAAUCCAUCACGGAUGCAUUCUACGCGUUACACUCUCCACAAUCUUUGCCAAGAAAAAGCCCCCGGUUAUUUACCAGCAUUUCAAUGAACCAAAGACAAGAGAACCGGUCAAACUCUCCUCGUCACUUUCUGCUCCCGCGUUCUGGAUCUGUUAUGCAGAGAUCAUCAUCUCCGAGCCAUUCGAAUGCUAAAAAACGGUGGCCGUCGGAGCCUCGGAGAACUGUUUCAAUGUCCACUUCCCUAGCUGAAAGAGAGAGGGCUAAAGAUAUGGAGCAAUAUUCUAGCAAAGGCAAACGUCUCCUCAAGGCUAUGCUGAGCUUGCGCAAAUCCAAAAAGAAUGUCACAUUGCACAAAUUCUUGGAUGAGAAUUGAGAACAACAAUGUUAUACUCAAACAAUUCAUUCAACAUAUCAGACAUUACGCAAUUGGAAAAGAAAGAAAUAUACUAUAAAAUUUAGUUCAAUUGAUUCA